This is a messenger RNA of Cooperia oncophora, 315 nucleotides long. Lineage: Eukaryota; Metazoa; Nematoda; Chromadorea; Rhabditida; Trichostrongylidae. The record is from the annotation of a GenBank genome assembly.
AUGGUUCACAUAAGGUCUGCUGCUAUCGUAACGCUUCUGAUGCUACUGCUCUUCAGCAUAGUCUCGAGGGCGGAGGAAGUCCCCGUUGCUGUUACAGUGUACCAUGGCAAGAAUACAGACGUAAAAAUGAACCUUCCAGUUAAAUCAAUUGCCAAGUCAGGUGUCAAGGAAGUUAUAAGGUCCCUCAAAAAAACCGGGAAGGAACUGAAGAGGUUCGGGAAGCGAAGCGGUAAAGAACUCAAAAGGUUUGGUAAACGAGUCGGCAGGGCAGUGAAGAGACUUGGUAAGAAGAUCAGGAAGAUAUUUGGAAAAUAA